Molecule: messenger RNA, 1667 nt
Organism: Physeter macrocephalus (sperm whale)
Lineage: Eukaryota; Metazoa; Chordata; Mammalia; Artiodactyla; Physeteridae
Product: kelch-like protein 8
Exons: 1
Molecular function (GO): protein binding
Source: RefSeq, a predicted model, not a curated record
GUUUUGAAAAAUGUCUGAAGUUUAGUGAACUGCAUCUACGUUCUGCCUUUUCCCCAUCCUUUACAAAAGAAUAAAUGGGAUGUUUGAGAAGAGAGCUGUAUUAAAAGAAGAGUGUUACAAAUGGCUUCAGAAUCUAUGAAUGCAAAACAAGCUAGGAAUCGCUUCACAAAGGGGAAAAGGCAACAGCACCAGCAAAUAAAGAACAGAUCUUCACUUGGUGAUGGUGAUGGAGAAGACUCCUUUAUCUUUGAAGCAAAUGAAGCUUGGGAAGAUUUUCAUGGUUCUCUUCUUCAGUUUUAUGAAAAUGGAGAACUCUGUGAUAUCACAUUGAAGGUUGAACUGGUGGCUAGAGCUUGUUGUGAAUACAUGAAGUUAUAUUUUCAUCCCUCCAGUUGUCUGGCAGUAAGAGCCUUUGCAGAAAGUCACAAUCGUAUAGACUUAAUGGACAUGGCGGAUCAGUAUGCCUGUGAGCAUUUUCCUGAAGUGGUGGAGUGUGAAGACUUUGUUCGUUUGCCGCUGUGGCCAGUUGAUUUUCUUAUGGGUGCUGUGGCAAAAGAACAGAUUGUCAAACAAAACUUAAAAUGUAGAGAUUUAUUGGAUGAAGCAAGAAAUUACCACCUUCACUUGAGUAGCAGGGCAGUACCUGACUUUGAAUACUCCCUUCCGACUACCCCAAGGAAACAUACUGCUGGUGUGCUAUUUUGUGUAGGUGGUCGAGGUGGAUCAGGUGACCCCUUUUGCUGUAUCGAAUGCUAUUCUAUCAACAAAAACAGCUGGUUCUUUGGACCAGAAGUGAACAGUCGAAGGUGACAUGUGGGUGUAAUCUCAGUGGAAGGUAAAGUGUAUGCAGUGGGUGGACAUGAUGGAAAUGAACAUUUAGGUAGUAUGGAGAUGUUUGAUUGUCUCACUAUUAAAUGGAUGAUGACGGCAUCAGUGAACACAAAGAGGCGAGGAAUUGCCUUGGCCUCCUUGGGAGGCCCAAUUUAUGCAAUUGGAAGGUUAGAUGACAACACUUGCUUGAAUGAUGUUGAGAGAUAUGACAUAGAAUCUGAUCAGUGGAGUACAGUGGCACCAGUGAAUACUUCCCGUGGAGGAGUUGGCUCUGUGGCUCUUGUGAACCAUGUUUAUGCAGUAGGUGGCAAGGAUGGAGUAGCUUCCCUAUCUAGUGUGGAGAUGUGUGAUCCACAUCUCGAUAAAUGUUUAGAAGUUAAAGAAAUGGGUCAGCGAAGAGCAGGCAAUGGAGUUAGUGAGCUCCAUGGUUGCUUACAUGUUGUUGGUGGUUUUGAUGAUAAUUCUCCUCUGAGUUCAGUUGAACGGUAUGAUCCUCGAAGCAACAAGUGGGAUUAUGUAGCAGCCCUUACCACUCCCGGCGGUGGAGUGGGGAUCGCAACAGUGAUGGGCAAAAUCUUUGCAGUUGGUGGUCAUAAUGGCAAUGCAUACUUAAAUACAGUAGAUGCAUUUGAUCCAGUGCUGAAUAGGUGGGAGCUUGUUGGAUCUGUGUCUCACUGCAGAGCUGGAGUAGGUGUAGCUGUGUGUGCCUAACUAGGCAAAUUCGAGAUGUAGGUCGUGGAUCCAAUAAUGUGGUUGACUGUAUGUGACUUGAGUUCUAGCCACCAACAAUUUAAUCAUAUCUGAUAGGCAAGAAAGACUACCAGGAUUUUGUAAUG